GGGUCCGGGCGGUGGAGGGGCGGGGGCGGGGUGGAGCCGCCGCGGGCCGGGCCACCUUAGUGGCGCGGGGCUCAGUCCCCAGCUCCUGCCUGGGCUCACACACGCGCUUCCUCGCCUGCACUCCUGGACGUCCGGAGGCGAAGGUCCCGCAGCGUUCCCCGGAAUCCGGGUCCCCGAGAGUCCGGGCUCCGCUCCUCCAGCCGCGCCCGGGGCGCACGAGCCAGCCAGCCUCCGGGAGAGCGCGCUGGGCGCUGCGGGGGUCCUGCGGGAAGAUGCGGAAGCCCGACAGCAAGAUCGUGCUGCUGGGGGACAUGAACGUGGGGAAGACGUCGCUGCUGCAGCGGUACAUGGAGCGGCGCUUCCCGGACACGGUCAGCACGGUGGGCGGCGCCUUCUACCUGAAGCAGUGGCGCUCCUACAACAUCUCCAUCUGGGACACAGCAGGGCGGGAGCAGUUCCACGGCCUGGGCUCCAUGUACUGCCGGGGAGCGGCUGCCAUCAUCCUCACCUAUGAUGUGAAUCACCCACAGAGCCUGGUGGAGCUGGAGGACCGUUUCCUGGGCCUGACAGAAACAGCCAGCAAAGACUGCCUCUUCGCCAUCGUGGGGAACAAAGUGGACCUCACUGAGGAAGGGCCCUUGGAGGGCCAGGAGAAGGGAGAGUGUAGUCCCGAUUUGGAUGGCGGGGGCUGUGUCUCCCCCAGGGUGCCUAAGCAGGUGCAUCUGGAGGACGCGGUGGCCCUUUAUAAAAAGAUCCUGAAGUACAAGAUGCUGGAUGAGCAGGACAUGCCGGCCGCUGAGAAGAUGUGCUUUGAGACCAGUGCCAAGACGGGCUACAAUGUGGACCUCCUGUUUGAGACCCUGUUUGACCUGGUGGUGCCAAUGAUCUUACGGCAGAGAGCUGAGAGGCCGUCACACACGGUGGACAUAUCCAGCCAUAAGCCACCCAAGAGGACCAGAUCUGGGUGUUGUGCCUGACUUUCAAGGGCCCCCCAGACUCAGACUGUGCAUGUGGAAAGGGGGCUAAGCAGGGAAGCUGUGGUCUGAAAGGGGCAAGGAACACCGGGGAAUUAUUUUACAGAACAACACACUCAGUAGAAUGAAGUGGAAAUGGCAGCUCGGUCUGAAGAGGAGGUCAACGUGUGUGGUCUCUUCAGUCUGUGUCCGAGGGCUGGGGAGGUGGGGAAUGGGAAUCCUCUGCAAAGCCCAAUCUGCAGAGCCGAGACCCCUGGCACUCUCUGCCCUGCUGCCUGGCACUGGUCCUUCUCAGCCAGCCUCCCACGGCCCCCUCACCCUCGCACAGGCAGAGGAGAAGCCCGGGUCUGCACCUGCGCCUCUGACCCUUUCAGCAGCCCUGGCUGUUACCACAUCCUACAGCUUACAUGUGUCUUGUUCUCAAGCAUUUCUCUUCACCGUGAGUUGUCUUUGGUCCUCGCACUUGGUACUUGUAUCUUGAUGCUUUAUAAUCCUGACUCUCGACAUGUUAAUUUAUACAAAUCAGGAAUAACUGUUUUAUACCGAUUGCAGCAAUGUGGGCUACAUGUAUUAUUAAAGAGGAUUUUGGGAAAACC
Sapajus apella (tufted capuchin) is the source of this 1570-nucleotide messenger RNA. It is a transcript of the gene RAB20, whose product is annotated as RAB20, member RAS oncogene family. Gene Ontology annotation, cellular component: endomembrane system. Gene Ontology annotation, molecular function: GTP binding; GTPase activity. Gene Ontology annotation, biological process: intracellular protein transport. Bases 273 to 977 code for a protein of 234 amino acids. NCBI's taxonomy places the organism in Eukaryota, Metazoa, Chordata, Mammalia, Primates, Cebidae. The record is from RefSeq and is a predicted model, not a curated record. The transcript is spliced from 2 exons.